GGCCUCGCCGUAUUCAGCGUUUUCGAAGUCGGAAUGGUUCGCUCCAUCCGUUUCGGCUCUGGUCUCGUCGUCGCCCGUCUCCCCAACGGUACCUGGUCGGCUCCGUCCGCGAUCGCCACCGAAAAAUUGAAGGUCAAGGGCCAAUUUGGGAUGGAAUUCACCGAUUUCGUAUACGUGCUCAACAGCGAUGCUGCCGUGGAGAAGUUUUCAGAGGGGAAGAACUUCAUAUUGGGUCAGGAUGUCUCCAUAGCGGUUGGACCGUUUGGACGCAGCGCAGAGCUUGCAGGAGACUCAUAUAACGCUGAUAUAUUCGCCUACUGCAAGACACGUGCUGUCUUUGGAGGGUCAACGCUCGAAGGAGCGACUAUUGGCGAGCGACCGGAUGCAAAUCGGAAGUUGUAUCAGGAGAUGGUCGCACCAAGGCAGUUACUCCGGGGCGAGGUCACUCUGCCACCAGAGACAUAUGCACUGAUGAAGAUCCUGCAUUCGACAUGGCUGCGGCCGAUCGGAAGAAGCCCAUCUCUCGACAAGACAUCCAAACCCGCGAAGAAAGAACCACAAAAUUCUGAAGCAGUAGAGCUAUCGUCUGAGCUACCAGAGACUUCUGAAUCGCCGACAACAACGGCAGCUUCCUCUCCAGUAACACCACGAUCUACCUCACGAGAGUCUCGGUUUUACGGACCAAAACAGACAGGACCUCAGAUCACGAUAGAAAUCACCGAUUGUUCAGCAGUUGAGCUGCCGAAGAGCCUAACGAUGGACCCACCACCGCAGCGAAAUUCCGUUGCGAUACAGCCUGAUUCAAGUUCAAGCUCCCCUACUCGACGCCCGACUGUUUUGACACCGGGGAGACGAUCGUGGAGUGUCUCGUCGUCCGACAACAGCUGGAGUCGUCAUGAUCCAUUGCCCAUUUGA
This is a messenger RNA of Aspergillus versicolor CBS 583.65, 915 nucleotides long. RefSeq lists its product as uncharacterized. The annotation marks the transcript as partial. The record is from RefSeq and is a predicted model, not a curated record. Gene Ontology annotation, cellular component: actin cortical patch. NCBI's taxonomy places the organism in Eukaryota, Fungi, Ascomycota, Eurotiomycetes, Eurotiales, Aspergillaceae. The transcript has a single exon. Gene Ontology annotation, molecular function: actin filament binding; phosphatidylinositol binding. Gene Ontology annotation, biological process: actin filament bundle assembly; actin cortical patch localization.